Messenger RNA from Sinocyclocheilus anshuiensis, 1186 nucleotides. RefSeq names its product HDGF like 3 (gene hdgfl3). Lineage: Eukaryota; Metazoa; Chordata; Actinopteri; Cypriniformes; Cyprinidae. Bases 282 to 890 code for a protein of 202 amino acids. The record is from RefSeq and is a predicted model, not a curated record. The transcript is spliced from 6 exons.
UCUGCAAUAAAAUUAAUGCUCGUAUAUUCGACAGAAUAAAAUCCCACAGAAGUAGGAAAUAAAACGUGCCCUAAACAUUACACGACGAAGGGAUCGGGCUGUAGUGUUUAAGGAGGAAGAAGACGAGGGAAGAGGUGUUUCUCCAGGCCCUUUCUCCUCUUUCAUUAUUUAUUUCCUUAUUAACUGCGAUCAAAACAUUGAUGGUCGAUCGUCCGCCGCUGAGCUCGAGACCCGCGGAAUAUCGUGCAGUCUUUCUUUCACGUCUGUGAGUGUGUGUCGCGAUGGCUCGCCCACGGCCCCGGGAAUAUAAAGCUGGAGACCUGGUUUUCGCCAAGAUGAAGGGAUACCCGCACUGGCCGGCGAGGAUCGAUGAGCUGCCGGAGGGAGCCGUGAAGCCACCAGCUAAUAAAUACCCCAUCUUCUUUUUUGGUACCCAUGAGACCGCCUUCCUGGGCCCUAAAGACCUGCUGCCCUACAAGGAAUAUAAAGACAAGUUUGGCAAGUCAAACAAGAGAAAAGGAUUUAAUGAAGGCCUGUGGGAAAUUGAAAACAACCCUGGUGUCAAAUUCACUGGUUACCAGGUCAUGCAGCAGCAGAGCUCGUCUGAGACAGAAGGGGAAGGUGGGAACGCAGCCGACGCCAGCAGCGAGGGCGAGGAAGAGGAGGGCAAGAUGAAGAGGGACAAGGUCGGAUCCAAGCGGAAAAAAAGUGCAUCCUCAAAGAUGUCUUCCAAGCUGUCCAGGAAGGGUUCAGAUGAAGAUCUGGAGAAGGAUGGGAAAGACGAGCAGAAGAGCGGAUCUGAAGCUGGUGACCAUGACAACAACAUCCAGAACUCUUCAGACAAGACGUGCAGUCAAGGGCAGAAUCUGUCGCUCCGGGAGGAUCACUAGACGAUCAUCGGACGACGGCUCGUGAUGCUGAUAUGUGAUAUUGUAAAUGCAUCUUAUUACGCUGAUCGCUUGCAAACUCCCACACAUUAUUAUCUGGUUCAGUCAAACACACACACACACACACAUACAGUAAAAACACAACGUCCAGGAGUCACACACGCGACCGUCAUUCCUCUCUGCUGUUUUGAGUUUAGAGGUGUAGCUUUAGCCUCGAACCCUGAACCGUCCCGAUCUCUGUCAUUCCUCUCGUGCCACUCAUUAACACAUGUCGUGCUAGAGAUUUCUUUCUUUUGCAA